ACCAAUAGGAGCGCGCGGGGCGUGUGGCGAUGGCAGUGGGCGGGCCGGGGCGGCUCCUCCCGGCUGGCGGCGGCCAAGAUGGCAGAUUUCCUGAAGGGGCUCCCGGUCUACAACAAGAGCAACUUCAGCAGAUUCCAUGCGGAUUCCGUCUGCAAGGCUUCUAACCGCCGCCCGUCGGUGUAUUUGCCCACCAGAGAAUUCCCCUCGGAACAGAUCAUUGUGACAGAGAAGACAAACAUCCUCCUGCGCUACCUCCACCAGCAGUGGGACAAAAAGAAUGCGGCCAAAAAGCGGGAUCAGGAGCAGGUGGAGCUGGAAGGGGAGAAUUCCGCCCCSCCCCGGAAAAUCGCCCGGACGGGGAGCCAGGACAUGACCGAGGACACUUAAAACUCUGGGAAUUUCCCUCGGCUCCUUCCCAUUUUUUUUGCCUCCAGGUGUCUCCCAGAUUCCCACUUCCCACCCCCUUUUAUCCCCACAAGGCCCAAACCACUCAGAUUUCCCGGGAUUCGCCCUAUUUAUUUUGGGAUUUGCCUCUCUCCUGUUUUCUUGGGUUUUUUUUUAAUUUAUGCCGUAAUUUUUUUUUUAUGGAGCAGGCGGGAAAAUUGUUGAUCCUUAGGCCCUUUUUUCCCAAAAUUCCAUUUUUCCUGGGAUUUUUGGGAUCUGCUCUUGUGAUCGCCCAGGAGAACUCCCUAUUCCCAAGAAUCCCCUUUUCCUGGGAUUCCUUGGAUCUGCUCCUUAUGAAAGUCCCAGGAUUUUUUCCUUCACUUCCCCUUUGAAAUAUUCCAAGGAAUUCUUGGGAUGUUCCCGAUCCAGCCACAAGGGUGGGGCCUCCCCGUUUUUCCAUAAAAUUCCCAASCUGGCACCGAUCUCCGAUCAUGGAUGGAGCCGAUUUCCGGGCACUUCAGUCCCAGGAUUUUUUUGGGCUUAAUCCAUGGAUUUUCUCCCAUCCUGGGGAAGGAUGGAAUUGUUGCUUUUGUUGCUCUUUAAUCCUUAAAUCCCAACUUUUUUCUGGGGGCUUUUUCCCGGCCUGAUCCAUGGGAAUACAUGGAUCCUCUCCCGAGGGUUCGCUCAGCAUUCCAAAGGGACGGAGCCAGGAUCAGACUGGGAUCAGCUCAGCACCUCAAUGCCUUGGAUUGGGAGAAUCCCAGAUGGAAUUCGGGAUCGAACCCGAGAUGGAAUUCCGGAUGGAAUCCAGGAAUGUGGAGCCGAUCCAAAGGUCUGGGAUGGCCAAACCCUUGGGAUUGGGACGAUYCUGUGCCUGCUCCCUGCCACCCUUCCAGGACGAUCCAGAGGCUCAGGAUUCAUGGAUAACCCCAGGAGAAGCUAAGAAAGGAGCAGCUUAACCCUGAAAUUCCAUCUGCUUUUCCAUGAGGAGCCGAUUCCUAUGGAAAUUGUGGAAUUCRGAGCUGUUUUCCCUCAGUGAAUCCCAACUGCUGAGAAAUCCACAGGGAUUGUUCCAGGAGAUUCCAAAACAUCCUCGCUCUGAUGGAGGCCGCGAGCUUGGAGGGUUCCUGCUACUCCUUUUCCCAGCAAAUCCCAAUCCAUCCUUGGAAUUUUGGGCUGGGAACAAAUUCCAAUGGCGUUGGAAGAGGAACCUUGGGAAGAGCAGGACACAGCUCCUGUUGGAAUUCCCAGAGUUUGGGGCUGGAUUUAAAUCCAGAACUUUGGCUCUGCCUCCAAAACCUUUCCCUUUUUUUUUUUUUUUUUUUCUAUGGAAGCAACUUCCAAAUUCCCGGAAUGUCGAGCGCAUGGUGGGAGAGGAAAAGUGAAAUUCCGGGGAUAUUUUUGGUGGGCUUUUUGGCGGAUUCGGCACUGUUGGGAUCAGGAUUCCAGCUGGAAAACCCCGAAGGCUCCAGGAUGAGCCGGAUUUGAGGAAUCCUUGGAAGGAAUUCCAAGAUCCCAGGAGAGGGGAGGGUGGUCGGAGGUCAUAUCCUGGAUUUCCGGAGGCUCGGGAAUGUUGUUCCAUUAAAGAGUUGGCACUUCCUGUUGUAAA
Molecule: messenger RNA, 1993 nt
Organism: Malurus melanocephalus (red-backed fairy wren)
Lineage: Eukaryota; Metazoa; Chordata; Aves; Passeriformes; Maluridae
Gene: DDA1
Product: DET1 and DDB1 associated 1
Exons: 5
Coding region: 79-387 (102 amino acids)
Biological process (GO): positive regulation of proteasomal ubiquitin-dependent protein catabolic process
Cellular component (GO): Cul4-RING E3 ubiquitin ligase complex
Source: RefSeq, a predicted model, not a curated record